Molecule: messenger RNA, 1622 nt
Organism: Emiliania huxleyi CCMP1516
Lineage: Eukaryota; Haptophyta; Isochrysidales; Noelaerhabdaceae
Exons: 4
Coding region: 1-1383 (460 amino acids)
Biological process (GO): L-phenylalanine catabolic process
Cellular component (GO): cytoplasm
Molecular function (GO): homogentisate 1,2-dioxygenase activity
Source: RefSeq, a predicted model, not a curated record
AUGUGGGAGGCAAGGCCACCCGUCGAUGCGACCUGCUACCAAGCGUCCGCUGAGCUCUCCGGCUUCGGCUCGCACGUCGCCUCCGAGGCGGUGCUGGGCGCGCUGCCUGUCGGCCAAAACUCGCCGCAGCAGCCUCCGCUGGGCCUCUACGCCGAGCAGCUUUCGGGCACCGCCUUCACGGCGCCACGCGCGACCAACCAGCGCUCGUGGCUCUACCGGAUUGCGCCAUCCGUGGGCGGCAGCGCCUCGGAGCCGCUGCCCAGCCGGCUGCAGGCCGACUUCUCCGACGCCGCGGCCGUCGCCGCGCCCGAUCCGCACCGCUGGCGGCCGCUCCCGCUGCCGACUGGCGCGCCAGUCACCUUUGUGGAGGGUCUGGUGACCAUGUGCGGCGCGGGCGGGCCUGCGCUCAAGGAGGGCGUCGCGAUCCACCUCUACUCGUGCAACGCGCCCAUGCUCGACACCGCCUUCUCCAACUCGGACGGAGACCUCCUCCUCGUGCCGCAGGCGGGCGCGCUGCACGUGGUCACAGAGUUCGGACGGAUGAGCGUCGAGCCGCGCGAGGUGUGCGUCGUCCCGCGCGGCGUCCGCUUCGCCGCGAGCCCCGCCGCCGGGUCGUCCGGCGCGCGUGGCUACGUACUCGAGACCUUCGGGCCCCACUUUCGCCUUCCGGAGCUCGGCCCGAUUGGGGCAAACGGGCUCGCCGAGCCCCGCGACUUUGUGUACCCGCACGCGUGGUACGAGGACCGGACGUGCGACUUCACCGUCGUCACCAAGCUGCUCGGCCGCCUCUACGCCACCAAGCGCACCCACUCCGUCUUCGACGUCGUCGGAUGGCACGGCAACUACGCGCCGUACAAGUACGACUUGCGCCGCUUCCACGCCGUCAACACGGUAUCGGUGGACCACCCCGACCCGUCCAUCUUCACCGUGCUCACCGUACCGACCAACGAGCCUGGCGUCGCCGCCGCCGACUUUGUCAUCUUCCCGCCCCGCUGGCUCUGCGCCGAGGGCACCUUCCGGCCGCCCUACUUCCACCGCAACUGCAUGUCCGAGUUCAUGGGGCUCAUCGACGGGGUCUACGACGCAAAGAAGGGCGGCAAGGGCGGGUUCGAGCCGGGCGGCUGCUCCUACCACGGGGCAGGCACGCCGCACGGGCCGGACGCAGCGGCGGUGGCCUCGGCUUCCCAGGCCGACACCUCGCGGCCCACAAAGUUCGACGGCGGCCUCGCCUUCAUGUUCGAGACGUCGGCGCUGCUGCGCCUCACGCCGUUCGCCGCCGACCCGUCCAACGGAAUGCUCGACACCGACUACGGCGCGUGCUGGGAGGGGCUGCCGCGACUCUUCUCGUCUGCGGGCGUGGCCAACGGCAGCAACGGCAAGUAAAGCGGCUCGCUCGCAUGAUCGUGGAAUUAGGUCAUAGUACUUAGCUCAUUCCAUGACCCCUCACUUGAAUCCUCCGCCGGGCACCCCAACUCAGAACUCACAUGAUCCCCAGAUAAUACUCGCACAAUUAUGAUCUCCUAUCCCCCUCAACACUACGCUCCGAAUCUCAACUCUGUACAGUAGACGGGGCAGUCUCGUCUUUUUCGCGCGCCAUGUACGAUAUCAUGGCCCAUUCACAA